UUUUUUACUUUUAAUUUUCUUUUUUAUUAUUAAUUUUAUGAAUGAAGAACAACGAAUGAGCACUCUCACACCACUUCUUAUUAAAGUUUCAAAUUCUCUUCUCCCAAAUGUCUGCUACCACUACCACUAAUUUUUCUCCUACUUUUUCUUCUCUCUCUUUUUCUUCUUCUUUAUGGCUUCUCUUCGAUCUCUUUCUCUUUCUUCAUCCCUCGAUUUUCCCAACAAUUCCACUAUCUUUGGUUCUACUUUGAAAUUGGGAGAAAAUGAGCUGACCCUUUUGAGAUUAUCGACUCAUUCUUCCAAGAUUAAUCCUGUUUUGAGACUAAAAGCUUCAAGGAUAUCUCUGGAACUGACUAAAGAGGCUGGGAAUAUCAAAGAAAACAUGUCAGAAGAAACUUUGAAUGGUCGUGAUCCGUUUUGUACCAUGAAGCAACGGUUUUUGACCUUCAAGAAGGAAAAAUACUUGGGAAACAUAGAACACUAUCAGAACCUUGCUGAGACUCAAUCGCCCAAGUUUACAGUGAUUGCUUGUGCAGAUUCUAGAGUUUGUCCUUCUAACAUCCUUGGAUUUCAACCUGGAGAAGCUUUCACUGUGAGAAAUGUGGCGAAUCUGGUGCCUCCUUUUGAGACUGGGCCCUCAGAGACAAAAGCCGCGCUUGAAUUUUCUGUUAAUGCUCUUGAGGUUGAAAAUAUUCUAGUUGUUGGCCAUAGCCGCUGUGGGGGGAUCCGUGCCCUCAUGAGUAUGGAGGAUGUAGAAGAAGAAGAUUCAAGGAGCUUCAUUAAAAGUUGGGUUAUUUUUGGCAAGAAUGCAAGGGUUAGCACCAAAUCCGUGGCUUCCAACCUACACCUUGACCAACAGUGUCGACACUGUGAGAAGGAAUCUAUCAACCAUUCACUAAUGAACUUGCUUACAUACCCUUGGAUCAAAGAAAGAGUUGCGAAAGGUACACUUUCUCUUCAUGGAGGUUACUAUAAUUUUGUGGAUGGCACAUUCGAAAAGUGGACACUUGAUUACAAUUACAAUGUUGAGGACGGUCAUACAUGUUCAGUUAAAUCCCGGGAGUUUUGGAGCUGAUUUGAGCUUCAUUUCCACUGCAAUUCUAUUCAUUUCUUUUGUAUUAAUCACUUGUAUUGCUGUAUAACUAAGGUUUUUCUUUAUAAGCUUUGUGAUUUUAGUAUUUUUAAUGGGAGAAAGGACUUCUAUUAUGUACAUAGAUCCUCUCUCGAAACUGGAGAGAUCAUGUACUCCUACAAUCAGGGGGGGGGGGGGGUUUAUAGUGGAGAUAUUCCGCUACCAUUAUAAGCUCCCUCUUCAAUAGAUAGUAAUUUGGUACUACUAAGAAUUCUUCUCCCAUAUAGCAUUCUUUCCAGUUGAGUGCGUGGUUUGUAAGAUAUAGUUGUAACUUAUUUAUAGACGAAAGUGUGAUUGUUAGGGCAUAAGAUGCCAGUUCUAUCAAGCAUUCGAGUGGUUGUUCAGCUGGAGUAUCAUGUAAUAAGUAUUUUGAGAAAUUUACGACAAAUUUUCGUUUUAAGCAGCUACCCUUUUGACAUUA
Messenger RNA from Chenopodium quinoa (quinoa), 1553 nucleotides. RefSeq names its product beta carbonic anhydrase 5, chloroplastic-like. Gene Ontology annotation, biological process: carbon utilization. The transcript is spliced from 9 exons. The coding region runs from base 173 to 1075 and encodes 300 amino acids. Lineage: Eukaryota; Viridiplantae; Streptophyta; Magnoliopsida; Caryophyllales; Amaranthaceae. The record is from RefSeq and is a predicted model, not a curated record. Gene Ontology annotation, molecular function: zinc ion binding; carbonate dehydratase activity.